Messenger RNA from Manis pentadactyla (Chinese pangolin), 2368 nucleotides. RefSeq names its product protein arginine methyltransferase 7 (gene PRMT7). The record is from RefSeq and is a predicted model, not a curated record. NCBI's taxonomy places the organism in Eukaryota, Metazoa, Chordata, Mammalia, Pholidota, Manidae. The coding region runs from base 239 to 2353 and encodes 704 amino acids. Gene Ontology annotation, molecular function: protein-arginine omega-N monomethyltransferase activity. Gene Ontology annotation, biological process: peptidyl-arginine methylation. The transcript is spliced from 17 exons.
UGACGGGAGAGCCUUCGAGUUCCGAUUCCGGGCCUCGGCUCCCGGCACGCUCAGCGGCCACCUGAAGGUUCCGCCUCCGCAUGCCGGACGCAACGUGAUGGCGGUGUCGGCGGAAGUGAAUAGAGCGGUUCCCGCUGCGGUUUUGGGCAUUAUAAUGUGAAUAGAUUUCUGACAAUCAGACCUGUCUAUGAGAAGUUAGCUGCUUUUCUAUUCCAAAACUGAAGAGCUGAUCAGCACCAUGAAGGUCUUCUGUGGGCGGGCCAAUCCUACCACGGGAUCCAUGGAGUGGCUAGAGGAAGAUGAGCACUAUGAUUACCACCAGGAGAUUGCAAGAUCAUCCUAUGCUGAUAUGCUGCAUGACAAAGACAGAAAUAUAAAAUAUUACCAAGGUAUCCGGGCUGCUGUGAGCAGGGUGAAGGACAGAGGACAGAAGGCCUUGGUUCUCGACAUUGGCACUGGCACUGGGCUCUUGUCAAUGAUGGCUGUCACAGCAGGUGCUGACUUCUGCUAUGCCAUUGAGGUUUUCAAGCCUAUGGCUGAUGCUGCUGUAAAGAUUGUGGAGAAAAAUGGCUUCAGUGAUAAGAUUAAGGUUAUCAACAAGCAUUCCACUGAGGUGACCAUAGGGCCAGAUGGUGACAUGCCAUGCCGUGCAAACAUCCUGAUCACAGAGCUGUUUGACACAGAACUGAUUGGGGAGGGAGCGCUACCCUCCUAUGAGCACGCACACAGGCAUCUCGUGCAGGAGAAUUGUGAGGCGGUGCCUCACAGAGCAACCAUCUAUGCGCAGCUGGUGGAAUCCAGAAGGAUGUGGUCGUGGAAUAAGCUGUUUCCCAUCCGUGUCCAGACCAGCCACGGAGAGCAGGUCAUCAUUCCUCCCGCGGAACUGGAGAGGUGCCCUGGCGCGCCAUCCGUCUGUGACAUUCAGCUGAACCAGGUGUCGCCCUGUGACUUCACUGUCCUCAGUGAUGUGCUGCCUAUGCUCAGUGUGGACUUCAGUAAGCAAGUCAGUAGCUCAGCAGCCUGCCAUAGCAAGAAGUUUGAACCUCUGGCAUCUGGACGAGCUCAGGUGGUUCUCUCGUGGUGGGACAUUGAAAUGGACCCUGAGGGGAAGAUCAGGUGCACCAUGGCCCCCUUCUGGGCACACUCAAACCCAGAGGAGCUCCAGUGGCGGGACCAUUGGAUGCAGUGUGUAUACUUCCUGCCACAAGAGGAGCCCGUCAUCCAGGGCUCAGCCCUCUGCCUGGUAGCCCACCACGACGACUACUGUGUGUGGUACAGCCUUCAGAAAGCCAGCUUUGAAAGGAAUGAGAGAGUCCACCCAGCACGCCCCGUGUGUGACUGCCAGGCUCACCUCCUCUGGAACCGGCCUCGGUUUGGAGAGCUCAAUGAUCAGGACAGAACUGAUCAAUACGCCCAGGCCCUGAAGACGGUGCUGAAGCCAAACAGUGUCUGCCUGUGUGUCAGCGAUGGCAGUCUGCUCUCCAUGCUGGCCCAUCACCUAGGGGCAGAGCAGGUAUUUACAAUAGAGAGUUCAGCAGCUUCUCAAAGACUGAUGAAAAAAAUCUUCAAAGCUAACCACUUGGAAGACAAAAUUAAUAUAAUAGAGAAACGGCCUGAAUCUUUAACACCUGCAGACUUGGAGGGUAGAAAGGUCUCUCUUCUCCUCGGCGAGCCGUUCUUCACCACCAGCCUGCUGCCGUGGCACAACCUGUACUUCUGGUAUGUUCGGACUGCCGUGGACCGGCACCUGGGGCCUGGUGCUGUGGUGCUUCCCCAGGCUGCCUCGCUGCAUGCUGUGGUCGUGGAAUUCAGGGACCUGUGGCGGAUCCGGAGCCCCUGUGGUGACUGUGAAGGCUUUGAUGUCCACAUCAUGGAUGACAUGAUUAAGGCCUGGGAGGAGCCACGGCGUCGUCUUGUGGAUGGAACACCACCUGACUCCGGACAGCACGGUCAGCACCGGCCUCCUGAAGUCUGCAGAGGACAAGGAAGACUGUUGCUGGAAUCCCCACUGCAAGCAGGCUGUGUACUUCUUGAGCACUACACCAGACCCUGGGGCACUGCCAGGCAGCCCUCGCACAGUCAGCUAUGCUGUGGAGUUCCACCCCGACACCGGAGACAUCACCAUGGAUUUCACACUCUCACACACCUUGGACAGUGGGUGCUGACCCCUCACUUGUUAAGAAAUAAAGUGGCUCUGGGCUCUGAAUGGCGUGGCUUUCUGAGUAGGAAGGUGAAGGUGCCCCACUUUUCAGGGCACAGCUCAGCCUCUGGGCUUGAGGAGACCUCUUUCCUUUUUACAUUUUUGCAUGCUGGCUCCAGGUGUGGUGGGCAGUAUGGCUGCUGGCUGAGCUGAGGAAGGUCUAGGGAG